AGAGAGAGAGAGAGAGAGAGAAAAGCACAGCCACUUUCCCACGCUUCAUUGGCCUGCCAAAAUCUUUCCGCGCUGCUUGUGCCCGCUACGCUCGUACAAGAUCAAUGAAGGGCACAGGCAAAAAACCACAUUUACUUGUCGAACCCUCUCCGCAAUGGUUCACCCAACUAUUGCCUCUUCCUGUGCCCUCCAAGCCGCUAGCUGUAGCCUCACCCGCCAAAGUCACGGCGCUCCUCGCGCGCGCAUCUUCCCUACACGAUGCGGAACUCAAAACCUAUAACUCGUCCGAGAACAAGGCCGGGAUUGCAUCCUCGUCGGCGGACGCGACCUUCUUGCAGAAAGUGUUGCAGGCCGGGACGCUCAGCGACAAGCUCAGCGCUCUCACGCUACUCGUCCAGAGUAGCCCGCUACAUAACACGAAAGCGUUGGAGAGUUUGAAGGGAAUGGCGGAGCGGGGGAAGGGGAAGGGAGGGAGGGAGGAGAGCUUGAAGGCGUUGCGAUGUAUCGUCGAUUGGUGGGUCGGCGGAGGAGGACCAAGCAGAAAGCUGAAAUACUUCCGUGAUCAACCUCUCCUUCAUCCUGACGUUUCGGAACGUCACCUCCUUAUAUGGUAUUUCGAAGACUGGUUGAAGAAGUACUUUUUCUCAGUUAUACAGAUCAUGGAGACGCUGUCCCUCGAUCCAUUGCCAUACGUCCGCACGCAGGCAUUGUCCCAGAUCGCUGCCUUACUUCGCUCGCAGCCUGAGCAAGAACAGAAUUUGCUGCGUUUGCUCGUCAACAAGCUUGGCGACAGUGACCGCACAAUAUGCUCCCGAGCGUCGCACCACGUACUGCAGCUGCUACAGGCUCACCCGUCCAUGAAGCUCGUCGUUGUCCGCGAAGCCGUUUCGCGCAUGUUCCAUACCGCGCUCUCCUCGAGCGCCUCAGCUACCUCCAAAUCCACCCAUAUUCGUUUCGGCGACGCCGGCCCGAAGGGACAUACGAAGGAUACUCCGAAAAGGGGGCAGCGGAACAUGCACGCGCGUUACUAUACGACAAUCACGUUCAACCAGAUCGUGCUGACUCCCAAGGAGCGCGACGUCGCGGUGCAGCUUAUCAAUGUAUAUUUCGAUCUGUUCAAGGAUCUACUCGGGGAGGGCGGCGAGGCGGAUGACGCGCAGUCCGUCAGUGAGAAGGGAGAGAAGGACGGGGGGAAGGAUAAGGGAGGGAAGUUUCAGAAGGAGAAGGGCAAAGACAGGAAGGGCAAAGGGCGCGAAGUGAACGCGGACGGGAUGUUCACCGAGAUCGAAGACUCGAACUCGAGGUUGAUAUCGGCACUGCUGACCGGGAUCAACCGUGCACUCCCCUUCGCCAAAAUCUCGGAAGGAGAUCUUGGGUUCAACCGACACAUCGACACGCUGUUCCUUAUCACGCACAAAUCGACCUUCAACAUCUCCUUGCAAGCCCUCGUCCUCAUCCACCAGAUUUGCGUCUCGCUCCGCCGCCCAUCCCCCCCAUCCUCCUCAUCAAAACCAUCUGCGUCGUCCUCGGGUGCGCAGGUGCAAGAUCGCUACUACCGCACGCUUUACGCGUCGCUUCACGAUCCCCGACUGGCGACCUCCAACAAGCAGGCGAUGUACCUCAACCUCCUCUUCAAGUCGCUGAAGUCGGACCCGAAUGCGGCAAGGGUGAAGGCUGUCAUCAGACGGUUCGUGCAGGUCAUCGCGAGUGGCGCGUUUGGCGGGUGCGGUACAGAAUUUAUUGCGGGCGGGCUGUUCCUUCUUGGCGAGCUCUUCAGCACGAUACCGGGGCUCCGUGCUAUGCUUACUACGCCACCCUCCAAAUCAGAAAACGCAGAGGCAUACGACCCAAAGAAGCGUGACCCCCAGUAUGCUCACGCGGGCUCGUCGCCUCUAUGGGAGCUCACGCCCCUCCUUCACCACUUCCACCCUUCCGUCGCCCUUCACGCGCGACAGCUGCUCGCCUCGCAACCCGUGACCGCCCAGCCCGACCUUGCGCUCAACACUUUGUCGCACUUCCUCGACCGCUUCGUGUACAAGAACCCGAAGAAACCGAAAUUGAAGGGUGAUAGCGCAAUGCAGCCCGCCGUCGCAGCCACCCUGGGGGGAGGGGCGACGGGCGUGCAUCUUCGCCGGGGCGAGGUCACGGACGGUCUGGGAUUGAUGAACGAGGAGCAGCUGUUGAAGCGACGACCGGAGGAUGUUCCGGAGGACCAGCUGUUCUUCCACAAGUAUUUCUCGGCUAAGAAGAGAAAGGAGGCCGCCCGUUCCAAGGCAGCUAAGAGGAAGGAAAGGGGCGAGGACGAAGAAGAUGAAGAGGACGAUGAGGGCGUCUCUAGCGAUGACGACGAGCACAACGACGAAGAUAAGGGCCAGUCUGCGGAGCGUGGAUCUGAAUCGGAGGACGGCAGCGACGAAGAGGAAGCCGAGAUCUGGAAGGCAAUGAAGGCGACGAUGCCCCGCGAAGAGGGUGACGACGAUCUGCUUAUGGACGACGAGGAUGAGGAUGACCUCCCUUCGGACUUGGAUGACGCCGUGGCCGAUGACCUGUCUGCCGACUCCGACGCAGAAGCAGGUCCAGAUGUGGCCGACGAUGAUCAAGAAGAGGACGAGGAUGCCGAAUCCGCACAGGAUGACGAUGAUGACGAUGAUGGUUUAUCGCUUGCGGAGGCGUCCGACGCCGAAGACCUCGUAGACCUCGACGAGGAGGUUCCUGAAGGCCUCAUCCCCUACGAUGGGUCUGAUGCGGGCACAGAUGAGGACGAAGGAGACGCCGAGGAGUGGGGCGGUAUCGGCGGUGGUACGAAGAAGCGCAAGCGCGCUUCCGAGGUCAGGAGGGGACGGAAGAAGCUCAAGUCGUUGCCCACGUUUGCGACGUACGAAGACUAUGCCGCGAUGAUCGAGAACAGCGCAGAGGAUAACAUAUAAGUGGGAGAGUACUGCAUCAAGUCGUGUUGCUCUACCUAUUCAAUACAUACGGCUUCUUCGGCCCCAAUCCCGAUUACCGGUUAUACAUACAUUAUGUGGAUGACUCAGAGAGCCUUCC
Messenger RNA from Punctularia strigosozonata HHB-11173 SS5, 3045 nucleotides. Its product is annotated as CBF-domain-containing protein. The transcript has 9 exons. The record is from RefSeq and is a predicted model, not a curated record. Lineage: Eukaryota; Fungi; Basidiomycota; Agaricomycetes; Corticiales; Punctulariaceae. Gene Ontology annotation, cellular component: nucleus. Bases 105 to 2927 code for a protein of 940 amino acids.